UCCAUCACCCAUUGCAGUGCAUGGGCGCUGUAGUCAUUGAGGUCCGUGCCGACGAGGAAGGUCCUGGAGUACUUGGUUCUGUGCCAAUGGUCUGUUCGUGCCUGGAGUGUGAAGGCGUACUGGGCUGUGGCCUCGCAGUCGAGGGUGUCGAAUCCAACCCGGGCAACGUAACCGUUUUUGGAUCGUUUCUUAGGCGGGGCUUCGGUUUUGCGUGUGUCGUCGUGAUCCUUGCUGCUGCUGCUAUUAUUGUCGGUAAUGGAUGUAGGAGCGGUGGUGAGAGAGGUCGUGGUCGAGUUGGAGGGAGAGACUGUGGCGGAGCUUGCGGGCGUGGAAGUGGCGGAGGAAGAAGGGGGCGCGUUGGAGGACAGGGUCAGGGGAGGAGUGUUGAUCGCCGUGCCCUGGCUGUCGUUGAGUGUCAUUGGUGGAGGUGAAAGGUUGAGGCAGAGAGGAAUGUAAUGAGAAGGGGAAGGAGUGGAAUGAGCUAUGAAGGGAGGGGGGUUAGAGGUGAGGGAAAGAAGAGAAGUGUGAGAGACAAGGAACGGGCAAGUCUUUGUUGUUUUUGUGUGUUGGAGCAAGUCCUCGGGGCUGAAGUAGGCUCAUACAUUUUUUUUUUUUUUUUCGCUGCCGAAGCACACGCACACUUCGCAUCCAUUGAAGGUAAACAACGCAAGGACAUCCCUCAACCUAAAAACACGCAUUCGCUCGACCCAGGUAAUCGGAUUGCCUCCUGCCACUCCCUUCCCUUCAAAGGAAAGGAUCCAGCCAGCCCAUCGACCGGCUAUCCCGCGUAUCCUAUCCUACGCUGUCCUGUGCUGUCCUAUCCUAUCUGCACACUCACAACACGCGUUAGCACUCCCUUUUCCCCCAUCUCCGUCAUUCAUACUCACAGGCACCUGUCCACUCUUUAUGUUUACUCUGAGCACCGCCUGUCAUUUCCAUUUUGGGCCCUUCCACCUCUCCUUCCUUCGGCUGCCUUGAUGGCCCAUAGCUUAUUUCAAUUUUUUUUAAGCGGCGCCCGAUUUCCAUCCGGAAACAGGCCAACGGGCAAUGGUAAGAUAUUUGUGUUCUUGCGCGCAGGCCACAAUGAAGUGGUUGUCCUGUCUUUUUGUUCGUCAUGGGUUUCAGCUGAGCAACUGUCCAGGCUACACACCAUGUUUUAAACAUGUACCUGCGAUUGAGUAAAGAGUCAGGUGUAUGGCCACUGCAGCAAGUAGCAGUUCAAGAAAGGGCAUUUGCACCCCAAACUACACUCCAUCGUACCCACUUUUCAAUUUUCUGACCUCUAGACAGCUCUGGCCUGGUGAUUUUUGUGCAUCCCCCAACCGAUGAAAUCCCCAAUUGCAAAAAGGCACGGCCCGAAAUUGCGAUCAAUCAGUGCUU
Messenger RNA from Gamsiella multidivaricata, 1380 nucleotides. RefSeq lists its product as uncharacterized. The transcript has 2 exons. Bases 456 to 1160 code for a protein of 234 amino acids. NCBI's taxonomy places the organism in Eukaryota, Fungi, Mortierellomycota, Mortierellomycetes, Mortierellales, Mortierellaceae. The record is from RefSeq and is a predicted model, not a curated record.